AUGUGGGAGAACUACGAGACGGUGACCUCGCUGGGAUUCCCCCUUCCCAAACCUGACCUGAUCACCUGGAUGGAACAAGAGGAAGAGCCGUGGGUGCCCGAUCUCCAGGCCUGUGAGGAAAGAGAGAUCCCGAGAGGCACCCACACAGGUGAUGAGAGAGGGCUGGUGACCUUUGAGGAGGUGGCUGUGUAUUUCACCCAGGGACAGGGGGCUCUGCUGGACCCCGCUCAGAGAGCCCUCUACAGGGACGUCAUGCAGGAGAACUACGAGACGGUGACCUCGCUGGGAUUCCCCCUUCCCAAACCUGACCUGAUCAGCCGGCUGGAACGAGGAGAAGAGCCGUGGGUGCCCGAUCUCCAGGCCUGCGAGGAAAGAGAGAUCCCAAGAGAUGCCCACACAGGUGAGGAGACAUGGAUCCACACAGGAGAGAGACGCCAUAAGUGCUUACACUGUGGAAAAAGUUUCGUACAUAGGUCAGACCUUGUUAAACAUCAGGCUAUUCACACUGGAGAGAGACCUCAUAAGUGCUUGGACUGUGGGAAAAGUUUUAUACGGAGGUCAGCCCUUGUCAAACAUCAGACAGUCCACACUGGAGAGAGACCCCAUAAGUGUUUAGACUGUGGGAAAAGUUUUAUAUGGAAGUCAGGCCUUGCUAAUCAUCAGGCAAUCCACACAGGAGAGAGACCCCAUAAGUGCUUAGACUGUGGAAAAAGUUUCAUACAGAGGUCAGACCUUGUUAAACAUCAGGCAAUCCACACAGGAGAGAGACCCCAUAAGUGCUUGGACUGUGGGAAAAGUUUUAUACGGAGGUCAGCCCUUGUCAAACACCAGGCAAUCCACACUGGAGAGAGACCCCAUAAGUGCUUAGAUUGUGGAAAAAGUUUCAUACAGAGGUCAAACCUUGUGAAACAUCAGGCAAUCCACACAGGAGAGAGAUCCCAUAAGUGCUUAGACUGUGGAAAAAGUUUUGUAUGGAAGUCAGGCCUUGCUAAUCAUCAGACAAUUCACACUGGAGAGAGAUCCCAUAAGUGCUUAGACUGUGGAAAAAGUUUCAUACAGAGGUCAUACCUUUUAAAACAUCAGGCAAUCCACACAGGAGAGAGAUCCCAUACAUGCUUAGACUGUGGAAAAAGUUUCAUACAGAGGUCAAAUCUUAUAACACAUCAGAAGAUCCACACAGGUGAGAGAUCCCAUAAGUGCUUAGACUGUGGAAAAAAUUUUAUAUGGAAGUCAGCCCUUGUGAAACAUCAAGCAGUCCACACAGGAGAGAGAUCCCAUAAGUGCUUAGACUGUGGAAAAAGUUUCAUACACAGGUCAGACCUUGUAAAACAUCAGGCAAUCCAUACAGGAGAGAGACCCCAUACGUGCUUAGACUGUAGAAAAAGUUUCAUACAGGGGUCAGACCUUGUAAAACAUCAGGCAAUCCAUACAGGAGAGAGACCCCAUAAGUGCUUAGACUGUGGGAAAAGUUUCACACAGAGAUCACAUCUUAAAACACAUCAGAGAAUCCACACAGGAGAGAGACCCCAUAAGUGCUUGGACUGUGGGAAAAGUUUCAUACAGAGGUCGGACCUUGUUAAACAUCAGGUAAUCCACACAGGAGAGAGACCCCACAAGUGCUUAGACUGUGGGAAGAGUUUCAUAAGGAGAUCAACCCUUCUUAAUCAUCAGGCAAUCCACACAGGAGAGAGACCCCAUAAGCUAAGGAAUCACGUCCACAUUUCGCUCCAGAUCGUCCCGUCUUCCAGGAGACAGGGAAGGGAAAUGGCUGUGAUGGAGCCAGCUCAGGAGCUGAUGACCUUCGAGGAGGUGGCUGUGUAUUUCACCCGAGGGCAGGGGGCUCUGCUGGACCCCGCUCAGAGAGCCCUCUACAGGGACGUCAUGCAGGAGAACUACGAGACGGUGACCUCGCUGGGAUUCCCCUUUCCCAAACCUGACCUGAUCAGCCGGCUGGAACGAGGAGAAGAGCCGUGGGUGCCCGAUCUCAAGGCCUGCGAGGAAAGAGAGAUCCCAAGAGGUGCCCACACAGGUGAGGAGACAGUGAGUGAGAAAAAGGAGGGGAAUCAACAGCAGGAAGUUCCUGGGCACGGGGAAUCACAGGGGACCUCGGAGCCAGUGACCUUCGAGGAGGUGGCUGUGUAUUUCACCCAGGGGCAGGGGGCUCUGCUGGACCCCGCUCAGAGAGCCCUCUACAGGGAUGUCAUGCAGGAGAACUACGAGAUGGUGACCUCGCUGGAUUCCACCUUCCCCAGCAGAGCACAGGGACAGGUUCCACUCAAGGAAUGUCCUUUCUGA
Messenger RNA from Emys orbicularis (European pond turtle), 2295 nucleotides. RefSeq names its product zinc finger protein 436-like. The transcript is spliced from 13 exons. Gene Ontology annotation, biological process: regulation of DNA-templated transcription. Bases 1 to 2295 code for a protein of 764 amino acids. The record is from RefSeq and is a predicted model, not a curated record. Lineage: Eukaryota; Metazoa; Chordata; Testudines; Emydidae.